AUGAAUAUUGCGCUGCAGAUAGCCUCGAAAUGGGCGUCCCGCUUCGGACUAUGCAUGACACUUUCCGUCCCUAUUUGCCGUGUCAACCAGCAGGCUGAGUGGAGAGUGCCUGACAUUGUGUCCGCAGCAGCUGAAUCAUCCCCAAAACCACCAGACCACCAAGUGAUGACCGAUGGUUGUGGGUACAUGAACCUCGCGUUGGCACAAAGGAUACAGAGUGUUAUGGGAUUAGAUGAGGUGCCUUCUGCUGUUCAAAUGCGGCUCAAUGGUGCCAAGGGAAUGCUGGUGCGACACCCGUAUAACCAAUCCGGCGAGUGCAGUGUAGGGAUUCGACCAAGCCAGCGGAAAAUUGCUCUCCCUUCUCCGGACCUUUCCCAACAGAUAUUGGAACUUGUCCGAGUCCCGAUGUUCAAAACCUCUGUGAUUUUGUCUUCGGAGAUCCUCCUUUGUUUAGAUAACGGUGGAGUUCCACAGACAGUGAUCGAAGAUUUGUUCGAGUUGGGUCUGCGGUCGGAGAUUCUGCCUCUGUCCCUGACCGACGACAUAUCACGCGAAAAAAUAUGGGACCUCCUGGACAGUAAGGCUGCAGCGACUAAACUUCGUCGGCAACGACCAGAUUUUAGCAGAGCAUUAGGUCUUGUGUCACCCCAUGCUACAGAUAUUUUCAGCAUGGACGAGUCAACGUCGGAGCACAGCUUCAGUAUCGCCCAGGAUUUCGAUAUGACGCAGGAUGAUGACCCUUAUUCUGGCUUUCCCAUCCGCCGAGAGGAAGCUAUCAAAUCAUUUCUUGACUCGGGCUUCGACCCAGAGCGUUGUCCCCAAUUGCGAAAAAUGAUCAGACAGAUUAACGACAUGAUAAUCAAGUCUUACAAAGAGAAGUGCCGUGUGAAGGCACCGUUCAGUUUUGAGGGGUUUGCCAUACCUGACCCCUAUGCCAUUGAUGAUGCCAGUAUGGGUGUUCUACGGCCUGGGCAGAUCUACUGCAGGUCGUCCAGGCCUUGGAUAAAUGCCAACGGCGACAAGCAGUACACAGUUCUCGGGCCAGUCCUAGUCACUAGACACCCUUGCAAAUUUGCAUCCGAUGUCCAAAAGUUCGAGGCGGUUGAUUGUGGAACCCUCAUGGGCUUUACCGACAUUGUAAUCUUCUCAUGUCAAGGAUCCCGUUCACCUCUUAGUAUAAUGGGUGGUGGCGACUACGACGGGGAUACGGUAGUUGUAAUUAGCCAGCCAGAAAUUGUGAACGGCUUUGAGCAAGCAUCAAGGCACGCGCUUGAUCCUCCCGCAGACUUUGUGAACAAGAACUUUAUCAAGGAAAAGGCGCCUGUUCCACACCGCGGGACUUCCAUGUUUUUGGACGAACGAGAAAGCGACAGGACGGUUCAAAGAAUUCUCCUGUCCUCACUUCGCAGAUUACCGCUUGUUGGGGCGUAUUCGAAUAUGCACGAAUUAGCUGUGUACCGACAUGGGUAUACUCAUCCCGCUGCAGAACGCCUUGCGCAUAUGUUUUCAGCAACAAUGGACGAUGUUAAGUCCGGGUUACGAGUCCUCCCCGAUGUUCUCAGGGCCGAUCAGAAUGAAUGGUCGCAAUGGCAGCGACCAGCCUGGAAACGAGGCUCAACACAAUCAACUGGCGCAUUUGCAACGAACCCUAACGAGCUCGAGAAGCAGCCAUUACCGCGGUCCCCCGAAGCAAGUUCACGCACCUUCAUUCUAGAGCGAAUGUAUCAAAAAGCAACGGCCACAGCGACCGCAAUUCGUAAGGAAUUCGACGAGGCGGAUGAACAAAUUUAUAAACCUCUUUGGCGGGACGCCCACUUGAUUGAACCCCACCGGGACGCCUUGAAGCGUUCGGAUCAAAUGGCAGAUCCGGUCAAGGUUUUGUUUCUUCAGGAGCUUCGCGCCAUCGAGGAUGUGAUUCGAGAAACUCGCAAGCGCUACCUGAACGAAGUGGAAGAGAAGUUGAAGUUGAAGUUAUACUCAACAGAACGCCGAGCGACCGUAUUGCUUUUAUCCUCCUCCGUUCGAAACUCUCUGAGCAAGCUCAGCUCUGUAUACAUAAGCUCUAUGGAGGGGACUAUCAUUGCAGCGUCAUAUGCCUAUCUUCAUGACCUAGAUGAAUGGAACGAGACAAGGCACUCGCCUCACUGUGAAGGAACACUAUUUCCCUGGGAAUUGUUCUUUCGCGAGUUGAGGGAGAUCAAAGCAAAAGCUCUGGGACUACACAAUACUAUCAUUCCUUCUAGUUACAAAAGCUUCAAAAUGAACAGUAAACUUCUCAAAUACCAACAACUGAUGUCUAACCCCCUGCAGUGA
This is a messenger RNA of Cantharellus anzutake, 2313 nucleotides long. RefSeq names its product RNA dependent RNA polymerase-domain-containing protein. The coding region runs from base 1 to 2313 and encodes 770 amino acids. The record is from RefSeq and is a predicted model, not a curated record. Gene Ontology annotation, cellular component: nuclear RNA-directed RNA polymerase complex. The transcript is spliced from 15 exons. Gene Ontology annotation, molecular function: RNA-directed RNA polymerase activity. NCBI's taxonomy places the organism in Eukaryota, Fungi, Basidiomycota, Agaricomycetes, Cantharellales, Hydnaceae. Gene Ontology annotation, biological process: siRNA processing.